AUGUACGACCUUGUCGUGGUUGGUCAUGGCAUUGCCGGCCUCGCCGCUGCAGUAUCAGCUGCAGAACUCUCGCCCUCGGCGCAGAUAGCCGUGCUAGAGCAUGCACCAGAGCAUGCGAGCGGUGGAAACUCACGCUGGAGCCCUGCCAACAUGCGAAUGCCAUCUGUCAAUGAGGUAUUACCAGGCUUCGUGGACGACAUGGUGGCUGCAAGCGGAAGUGGUGGCGACCGCGCGUAUUUCGAAAGGCUGGCUAGCCAGGCCCCUGAAGCCCUCCAAUGGCUCGAAAAGCAGGGGGUGCAGUUUCACGCCAUGGACUAUUUCUUGAAAUCUUGGCCUAACAGGAUCCAGCCUAUUGGCAAAGGUGCUGCCAUUGUCGAAGCCCUCAAGCAAUCAGCCAAAUCGAAGGGUGUCCAACUGGUGUAUAAUUGCCGUGCCCAGCGACUUCAUCUUGGCCGAGGACAGGCCAUAGUUGAGGCAGCUGAUGGGCGACGAAUCAUUGCCCGAUCUGUUGUGCUCGCCAGUGGUGGGUUUCAAGGCAGUCCAGACAUGCUGCGUACUCAUCUUGGUCCUGGUGCGGAGACGUUGAGACCGAUAUCACCUGGGACGGCCUGGAACGCCGGCGACGGCAUCCAGAUGGCGCUGGCCAACGGAGCCAAGGCCUCUGGCGAUUGGAACGGAAUGCACAGCGAAGUAAUCGACCCACGGAGCAGUCAGCCAGCGCCACUGGUCCUCAAUUACCCGUACGGGGUUGUGGUGAAUCAGGACGGAAAGCGGUUCGCAGAUGAAGGUGCUGGACUCGUGCAUGACACGUGGGAGCAUCUUUCCAGAACCAUACAUUUUGACACACCGGGCCGCUUAGCCUGGGCAAUUUGUGAUUCCAGAUUUUUUCAAUUGGAGGACCAUGAGGCAGCUAUCCGCUCCGAUAUGCCGCCGGUGACAGCGGACACGAUUUCUGGUCUGGCGGCACAGAUGGGGAUGCCGGAACAAGCGCUUCUGAACACAAUCUUAAACUACAAUGCAGCCUGUAACGCAAACAUGUCUGGCUUUACGGCGGGCCGGCUUGAUAAUCUCGCCACUACCUCAGGUUUGCAACCAUCGAAAUCGAACUGGGCUAGGCCGCUCGACGCUCCGCCGUAUACCGCAUUCCCCUUAGCCGCGGCCAUUGUCUACACUUUCGGCGGCAUUGCGACUGAUGUGGAAGCGCGCGUUCUUGGCCAGAGAGGCAUCAUUCCUAAUCUAUAUGCUGCAGGUGAGAUUACUGGCCAUUUCUACGAGAAGGCUCCAAAUGCAGUGGCCGUUAUGCGGGCACUCGUCUUUGGACGUAUUGCUGGCCUCAAUGCCAUAAGCUCCCAUCAGACAGACAGAAGUGUACCGUUGGGUUAG
Messenger RNA from Purpureocillium lilacinum, 1383 nucleotides. The record is from RefSeq and is a predicted model, not a curated record. NCBI's taxonomy places the organism in Eukaryota, Fungi, Ascomycota, Sordariomycetes, Hypocreales, Ophiocordycipitaceae.